Molecule: messenger RNA, 3985 nt
Organism: Cyclopterus lumpus (lumpfish)
Lineage: Eukaryota; Metazoa; Chordata; Actinopteri; Perciformes; Cyclopteridae
Product: trafficking kinesin-binding protein 1
Exons: 17
Coding region: 1-2745 (914 amino acids)
Biological process (GO): neurogenesis; anterograde axonal transport of mitochondrion; neurotrophin TRK receptor signaling pathway
Cellular component (GO): dendrite
Molecular function (GO): signaling receptor binding
Source: RefSeq, a predicted model, not a curated record
AUGAGGAAGUGGGACCUGCUGACCUGCUGCAGUGGACACACUCAGGACAGGACAGAAGCCGGCCGGCCCAGCAGCCCAGAAAGCAUUUCCUUUGAUGGACGCACUCUUCAAGACACCUGGGGGCCUCAGUCCCACAGUGGGACACCAAGCUCUGGGUUUGCUUUCACCCUGAACCCUCCGGCCCCAGUCAAGCUGUCCCACCCUGCCUCCUCUUCCUCCUCCUCUUCUCCUCCUGCUACUCUUUCUCCCCCCUCCUGGUCCCCACAGGCCCACCUGGCCUCCCAUUCAGCUUUCUCCCUCCAUGAGGGGCGGGGGGAGGCACCGGGGGGCCUGGAUGUGGACCCUCUUCAUCUUGAUUCACCUGAAGACCAAAGAGACCUAGGAAAACGAUGCCACGAUGUGUCAACUUUAACAGAUCUUUGUUCAGACCUGCCAGAGUUGGAGAUAGUGAGCCUCCUAUCAGAGGGUCAGCCCAACUACACUCUUCGAGCAGACAGUGUGUUUGGAUACGACAAUGACGACUGGCUGCACACCCCUCUGCUGCCACCAGCGGUCGUUUUGGGACUCACGCACGAGCAGAUUGAAGAGACUCUCAAGUACUUCUUGCUGUGUUCGGACAGAGUGGGCCAGGUCACCAAGACAUAUCAUGACAUCAAGGCGGUCACACACCUGCUGGAGGAGAAAGAGCGGGAUCUGGAGUUGGCAGCGCGAAUCGGUCAAUCCCUCCUGAAGCAGAACCAAGAAGUAACCGCACGCAAUGAAAUGCUGGAUGAACAGCUCGAGGUUGCAAAGGAAGAGAUUGCUCAACUACGCCACGAGCUCUCGAUGCGAGACGACCUCCUUCAGUUCUACGCCAGCACCGAGGAGAUCGAGAACGCUGCAUCACAAUCACCAAUAAAAAAAAACGAAUCAUGCAGUUCUCUCAGCAACUUCGUCCACUACGACUUCCUGCAGCAGAAACUGAAGGGUUUAGAGGACGACAACCGCAAACUGCGAAUAGAGGCCUGUGAGCUCACAACAGAGACGGCCAACUACGAGGAGCAAGAACAGGAGUUGAUGAUGGUGUGUGUGGAAGAACUCUCGUCCGUUAAUAAGCGGGUUGUCGACCUGUCAGAGGAGCUAGCACGGAAAGUGGAGGACUCUCUCCGACAACAGGAGGAGAUCAGCUCACUGCUCGCACAGAUUGUUGACCUGCAGGCCCGUUGCAAAGGGCUCACCCAUGAGAACGAAGAGCUGAGCCAACACCUGCGUGCCUCCCGUGAGAGUCAGCUUAAUCUUCAAUCAGAGCUCAAGGACCUGCGUGACAAGUACUCUCAGUGUGAGGACAUGCUCCGCGAGGCCCGAGAGGACAUUAAGAACCUGCGUAAUAAAAGCCUUCCCAACGGCACGGUGCAGCGCUACACUGCGCUGGCCUCCGUCCUCCCCAUGGACUCCCUGGCAGCCGAGAUAGAGGGCACCUUCCGCAAAGGCCUGGACACCCCGGCCCCCUCAGAGUACAAGAACCACCCGUGGCGCGUGUUUGAAACAGUGAAGGUGGUGAACAAGCACGUGAGGCUGCGGUCUCGGUGCCACUCCCCAGGGCUGCCGGGCUCCAGCCCGCUGUCGGCUCACUCCAGUUGCACCAGCACCCCCCGAACCAGCUACUAUGGCUCAGACAAUGCUAGCCUUACUCUGGAAGACAAGCCCAGCUUCAAUAAUGCUCAGAAAGUAGACAACCGACUUAGUGGGCCGAAGCGUCUGGGCCAGCCGGGCACACCAGGAGGCCAGGACCUUGAAGCCGCCUUGCGCUGCCUGUCAGCCCGCCAGCAGAACCACUCCUCUGAGCGGCCUUUCUUCGAUGUCGAGCGUGAGCGUAAACUCCACGCCUUGGCAGGAGACUGCGAUGAGGGCGAGGGCUCCAGUGGCUUCCUGACGCCAAAUGACAGCCUGGUCUCCAGCCCAGCAGCAUCAACGAGCACCAACUACUCCAACGGCAGCUCACGGCCCUCCUGGGGCUCCUCAGGAGGAUCCAGGUCCUACCUGCCCGACCGCCUGCAGAUCGUCAAACCUCUUGAGGGCUCGGUGACUCUGCACCAGUGGCAGCAGUUGGCCAAACCAAACCUGGGAGGCAUCCUGCAGCCACGUCCGGGCGUCCUGACUAAAGACUUCAGGGAGCUCGAGGUCGACAUACAGCACGUCUACAGUCUGAACGACCUGGAGGAGGAUGAACCGGACCUGUCGCAGCUGUCUGGAGCCCAUGGCAUGGUCUCUCCACCUGGUCCCAACCUCCCUCAGACCUCUCCCACACAUACCAUUACCACCUGCCAAGUCCUGCAACCCUCCCUUCUCAUCCCAUCCUUAUCCACUAGCAGCCUUCGCUCUUUCGGCCUGCCACCUUGUCGGAGCUGUGAGCGCGUGAGCACUUCAUCGCCAUCCCACCAGCGGCCCUUUGGCCAAGGAGGCCCGACCACCACCAACACCACGAAUGUCACCACUUCAUCACUGGGACUCCUGCAGCUGCUGCAAGAGCGGGGCAUCUCAGCCUCUCCUCAUCCACACCACCACAUGCACCACCACCACAGUACUAAAGCUUCACCCUCCACAGUAAAAGACAAAGGUGGAGUCUCCCCACCGGACAAAGAGGGACGAAGGUACAACUUCAGUUUAAACUUGGUCGAGAAGCUUCAAGGCCUGGGGUUGCACAGAGUGGCAGCCUGGGGGAUGGCGGGCCGCAGUGGAGGAGAGAAGCAGUCGGUCGUCCUCUGAAAGUUCGAUGAGGAUUGUUCAUCACUUCCUGCUCUCUCAUUCCCCGUAGAGACUUUACAUCCAGACAUGUGAUCCCCACUGUGCAGUUCAGGUGUCUCUGGUGUCUUGAAAACAUAAGCCACAGAUUGUGCUAGAGCCAUACUUUAAGUUGUUGGUUGUGACCAGUAAUAUUAUUGUGUGUGUGAGAGAGAAAGACGCAUCUUCAUCUCAGGAAAAUCACCUGAUUAUCACCAGUUUGUUUGACUUCUUUUUGCAGAAAAAAAGAAACAUCAUGAAGAAAAAACAUUUUUAUAUUGUGUUUCGUGAUUGUCUUUUUUCACGUUUUCCUCACCACUGGUUUAAAAAAAUACAACUCAUUAGUUUCCAAAGUGGAACAUCACUUAUGUGUAUAUAACAACGUUGUCUUUUGAAACAUUUUAAAAGGACUAAUUGCAGUAAAUUAUUGUUAGUUGAAACCACAAACUGAACUGAUGUUUUCACACUGAAGAACUUUCAAAUGCACUAAAAUGCACUCUUCCUGCUUAUUAGCUGCUACAUUGAGAUUAGCAUGUUGUAUAUGACAUUGUUGAUUAUACUGAGUUAAACACUUGAUCAAGGCGCAUUGCGAUGACAGAUGAUGCGCUGACUAAACUGAAAAAUGUUGUUGAAAAUGUCUGCCCUAAAGUUCACCGCAUGCUUUCACAUGGCGCGUGUUGUCAUGGCAACAGCACACAGUACAGCGUCACCUUUCUGUACUUUAUCCUGAGCGAAACCUCGCCAAGAUGAAGCCGGGUUUGCAAUGCUGCAUCAAAGAAGGUGGAUGGGAUUUUUAUAAGCAAUAUGUACAUUUACUGCAUUGUGUUCACUGAAAAUGUUGCUUCUACAAAAUCUGCUGAAUAUCACGUCAUCAGGAAUUAUUUUUAUUGCUGGGAGAUGAAUUCAAAUAAAAAAUAGUUUGGGGGCAUUGGAAGUGAGUUCCCCAUGACAUGAUGGGGAAUCCCUUUUUCAAGACGAGCAGAAGAGGAGUCCUAAUUAUUUAAACGGCACGUUUCUUUGAAAUCUUUCUGAACAAUCAACUGUAGCAAAAAGGCAUAGGAUACUGUGGAUUAAAAAGGGAAGAAAUCACAAACACAGGUUUUAAUAAUUUGUGUUGUGACUUCAAUCAACCAAACCGCUGUUUCUCUGUUGGCUUCACAGCUGUUUACGUCAGUGUGUGUUCAAAUUGUACCACCUGUGAAUAAAACUUUGCAUUUCCAUCCAG